UUUCUCCCAUCUUUCACCAUUUUCAAACAAAGGCUUACCCAUAAGUUCCGGCCUAAUACUUUCUUCUUCUUCUUCUUCUUCUUCCAUUUCCAAACGUACGACAAGUGAAACUUCAUUUUUGACCUUUCUCUUAAUACCCCACACGUUUAAUGAAUCGAUGCUCAUUAUUAUUAUAUAAUUUUUUGGUAAUGACAAGGAAUUGAGGAGGCAAUAGUAAUGGUCUUUCGUCUUCCGCCAAACCCAUAACCCAACAAUCUUAAAUAAAGUCAGUAUCUUUCUCAGAUUCCUGCCCAUAAGAAAGAAAAAGAAAAGAAGUUUUUCUCUAGUUGGUUAAGUAUGGCUACUUCAUCUUUCACAAAUUCUCGGAAGCAUGAUGUGUUUUUGAGUUUCAGAGGCAAAGACACACGCUUUAACUUUACUAGUCAUCUGUAUCACGCUUUAUGCAGCAAGGGAAUCAAUUGUUUCAUUGAUGGGAGGAUUGAGAGAGGAGUGGAGAUUUCACAUGCAAUUAUUCGUGCUAUUAGAGGGUCAAGGAUUUCAAUUGCUGUAUUUUCUCAAGAUUAUGCAUCAUCUUCUUACUGUUUAGAUGAACUGCUCGCGAUGCUUUCUUGUAAUGCAUCAAGAGAUCAUUUCUUUUUCCCUAUCUUUUAUAAGGUGGACCCAGAAGAUGUGGAGAAGCAGACUGGUAAUUUUGGUAAAGCAUUCGGUGAAGUGGAAGCUGAGUUUAGUGGGAACUUGGAGAAAGUGUCAAGAUGGAAGGCAGCUCUUGCUAAGGCUGCUAAAUUUGCUGGGUGGCCCUUGCUUGAUAAUGGGGAUGAAGCUAAAUUUAUUCAGAGCAUUGUCGAAAAUGUCUCAACUAAAUUAAAUCGGACAUUAUUGCAUGUUGCCGAGCACCCUGUUGGGUUAGAAUCACAUGCAAAAGAGGUGAUGUCUCUGUUAAACCCUAGUUCAAAAGAUGUUUGGAUGGUAGGAAUAUGCGGAACUGGAGGAAUUGGCAAGACCACUAUUGCCAAAGCAAUUUAUAACAAAAUUGCUAAUCAGUUUGAAGGCAGCUGCUUUCUUGAAAAUGUUAGAAAAACACCAGAGGAAUGCUUUGUUCAACUACAAGAAUCCCUUCUUAUUGAGGUAUUAGGUGAUAAGAAUAUAUUUGUGGGAAACUUUUCUAGGGGAAUCAAUUGCAUAAAGGAUAGAUUGUGCAGUAAACGGGUUCUUAUUGUUAUUGAUGAUGUGGAUCAUGUGGACCAAUUGAAAAAGUUAGCUGCAGUAAAUGGGUUUGGUGCAGGAAGUAGAAUCAUUAUUACAACUAGAGAUGAGCGUUUGCUAGUUGAACAUGGAGUGAAAAGCAUACAUAAGAUUAAUGAAUUAUGUCCUAAUGAUGCUCUUGUGCUUUUCAGUUGGAAUGCAUUUAAGAAUCCCCAGCCUGCAGAAGAUUAUAUGGAGCUUUCACAAUGGAUAGUAAAUUAUGCUAAAGGACUUCCAUUAGCUCUUGUUGUGUUGGGCUCUUUUUUGUAUAAAAGAGCGGUACCUGAAUGGGAAAGUGAAAUUGCUAAACUGAAACGAAACCCUAACAAACAUAUAUAUGAAAUGCUUAAAAUAAGCUAUGAUGGCCUGGAUGGUAAUGAGAAGGCCAUUUUCCUUGAUAUUGCAUGUUUCUUUAAAGGGAUGGACAAAGAUGUUGUGUUGAAAAUUCUAGAUGCCUGUGAUUUUAACCCAGUUAUAGGAGUACAAGUUCUGAUUGAGAAGUCCUUGAUAAGUAUAGAAAACAAUAAGAUCCAGAUGCAUGCCUUACUACAAUCAAUGGGCAGGCAAGUUGUCUGUGAGCAAUCUCCCAAACCUAACAAGCGCAGCAGAUUGUGGUUGCAUGAGGAUGUUUUGGCUGUAUUGACAGGAAAUAAGGGAAACGAUGACACUGAAGGCAUUUUGCUAGACCUACCUAAACCUGAAGAGAUACAGUUGAGUGCUGAUGCCUUUAUAAAGAUGAAAAGUCUACGAAUACUAUUAAUCCGCAAUGCGCAUAUUACUGGAGGCCCUUUUGAUCUGCCUAAUGGGUUAAGGUGGCUCGAAUGGCCUGCUUGUCCUUUGCUGUCAAUGCCGUCUGGAAUUUGUGCAAGAAAACUCGUUGGACUUAACAUGCAUCGUAGUUAUAUCAGGGAAUUUGGGGAGGAAUUCAAGAACUACAAUUUGUUGAAAUUUAUAGAUUUGAGAGAUUGUGAGUUCCUAACAGGAACACCCGACUUCUCAGCAAUCCCAAAUCUUGAGAGGUUGAACCUUGGAGGUUGUUCAAAGUUAGUUGAGGUUCAUCAGUCUGUGGGGAAUCUUGCUAAGCUCGAAUUCUUGAGCUUCGAGUUCUGCUUUAACCUGAAAAAUCUUCCAAGUACAUUCAAACUGAGAUCUCUUCGAACACUUCUUCUUACUGGCUGCCAAAAACUUGAGGCGUUUCCAGAAAUUGUGGGGGAGAUCAAAUGGCUGGAGAAGCUUUCUCUAACUAAAACUGCAAUAAAAGGUCUUCCUUCUUCAAUUGCAAAUCUCACUGGGCUUAAAGUCUUAACUCUGACUUAUUGCAAAAACCUCACCUAUCUUCCACAUGGCAUUUAUAAGUUGGAACAACUGAAGUGUCUGUUUCUUGAAGGUUGUUCAAUGCUUCAUGAGUUUCCAGCAAACCCUAAUGGUCAUUCCUCAUUAGGAUUUCCUAAGUUCAGAUGUCUUGAUCUGCGAAACUGCAAUCUUCCGGAUAUCACUUUCUUGAAGGAGCAUAAUUGCUUUCCCAUGUUGAAGGAUUUGGAUCUGUCAGGAAAUGAUUUUGUUAGUCUUCCCCCGUACUUUCACCUAUUUAACAACUUGAGGAGCCUCAAAUUAUCCAAGUGUAUGAAGGUCCAAGAAAUUCCCGAACUUCCACUGUAUAUUAAGAGAGUAGAAGCAAGAGACUGUGAGUCACUGGAAAGAUUUCCACAACUAGCGAGGAUUUUCAAAUGUAAUGAAGAGGACAGGCCCAACAGACUUCAUGAUAUUGACUUCUCCAACUGCCAUAAACUUGCUGCAAAUGAGAGCAAAUUUUUGGAGAACGCGGUACUAAGUAAGAAAUUCCGUCAGGACCUUCGAAUAGAAAUUUUUCUUCCUGGAAGUGAGAUUCCAAAAUGGUUUAGCUAUCGCAGUGAAGAGGAUUCGUUAUCUUUCCAAGUACCUUCUCGAGAGUGUGAGAGAAUCAGAGCAUUAAUUCUGUGUGCUAUUUUAAGCAUAAAGGAUGGAGAGACAGUGAAUAUAUCUCGUCAAGUUUUCAUCAAUGGUCAAAAUGUCAUUAUGUUUUCAAGACAGUUCUUUUCAUUGGAGUCAAAUCAUGUAUGGUUAUACUAUCUUCCACGUCGCUUCAUUAGGGGGUUGCAUUUGAAGCAGAAUGGUGAUGUUCACUUUGAAGUCUCAUUUAAAGUCCUUGGAGCAACAAUGGGUUCAACCCUGAAAAGCUGUGGUGUCUAUCUAGUUAGCAAGCAAGAUGAGAUAGUGGAUGAUCCAAGUGUUACUCCACCCUUAAGCAGUCAAAUGGAAUCCAUGUCAGUUGAUCUCAAGAGAAGCUGUGAUAAUGAUUUGGAACGCAAUUUACAUUCACAUAGGAAGAAGAAGAGAGCAACUAAAGAGUCUCUAAAAGAUAACAAUGCUGAGCAUCGCCUUGAGCCUCCAAUGCCAGUCAACAUCGACUCACAGCAGGGAAACAGUGGCUUUCAUUAUCUUUGCAAACAGCGGAUCACAUGACUAGCAAUAAAAACUUGGAGAAUGGGCUUGUUUCAAAAAAUAACAUCAAUAAGCCAGUAAUUACCUCCCAGUUACAGCCCCUGGAUUCGGAAUCAAAUGGUGCCCAUGAGGAAUAGAAUGAAGGAGCAUGUUUUGGCAGUCAACUCACAUCAAUGAUUCUGCUUCGCCACUGACUUCAAUUUUGCAACCAAUGGUUCCGACUAAGGAUUUAGUGGGCUUGAAGGAAGUGGAGAAUUUGCUGAAAUACAAUCAGCUGUUGCCAGCAAUUCACUAUUACAACACCACAUUGGUGAACAAUUAUUUUUGCUACCUGUAAUAUCCUUAGUGGAUUCGUUUGGGAACAAAGGCCUCCAACGAAGCACUAUGCUGCCUAUCAACAGUUGUUUCAAUCUUUUGAGAAGUUUUUCCUCCUACGUCUUGAAAGGACUGUGAUUUCCAGCUCCUGCAAUGCUAAUUGCCAAAUUCUUCUUUCUGCUAUUCUGCUUGCUUUCUGUUUCAGUUUAGUGAAGUGAUGAUUUAAAUGCUCCUGUACUGAUGCAUUAUAGUGUGGUAAAACGUGAAUAACUGCUAAUUUUUUUAAUUUUUUCUAAGCAUAUAUAUUGAGAUCGUUUGCAAUGCUUUGCAUGC
Messenger RNA from Ricinus communis (castor bean), 4371 nucleotides. RefSeq names its product disease resistance protein RUN1. The transcript has 5 exons. The record is from RefSeq and is a predicted model, not a curated record. Gene Ontology annotation, molecular function: protein binding; ADP binding. Gene Ontology annotation, biological process: defense response; signal transduction. The coding region runs from base 337 to 3744 and encodes 1135 amino acids. NCBI's taxonomy places the organism in Eukaryota, Viridiplantae, Streptophyta, Magnoliopsida, Malpighiales, Euphorbiaceae.